Varroa destructor (honeybee mite) is the source of this 1372-nucleotide messenger RNA. Its product is annotated as cuticle protein 14-like. NCBI's taxonomy places the organism in Eukaryota, Metazoa, Arthropoda, Arachnida, Mesostigmata, Varroidae. Gene Ontology annotation, molecular function: structural constituent of chitin-based larval cuticle. Gene Ontology annotation, cellular component: chitin-based extracellular matrix. The record is from RefSeq and is a predicted model, not a curated record.
UUUGCCCUCGUCCUAUUGGGGCCUUCUCGAUUCAUUGCGAAGCUACACACUUCAAUCAGUUCUGCUAGAAUACUGCACUUGCGGCAAACGAAAACGGCAAUCCAGCCUUCGGUUUAAGUUUAGGUGCAGUGUUUCAAAAAGCGUAAAAACAGACAAGUCCUAUACUAUCAACGGACUCCGCCUACUUUACAAAAACUGAAGAUUUUUUGUGGUUGCAUCUACUCAGAGGAUAAGCCUUAAACUUAUCUAACAUCAAUAAGGGGAUAGGAUUAUACCUGGCACAACGAUGAAGAGUUAUUCGAUACUGUGGUCGGCUGUCAUACUCUACGCUUUUCUCAUGUUAUUGAGGCCUGGCCAUGUAACGGCACAGGAUACGUCACGGAUUCAUGAAAGCAAUUAUAGAACUCCACACUCCAGGAACUUCCGAUCGGAAGACGGCCGUGGCAACUUCAAUUUCGGCUACGACAUUGACGAUGGCCUCGGUGGCGGACAGUUCCGCCGAGAAUCGGGUAAUGCGGCUGGUGAACGCCGAGGCUCAUACGGUUUCCGUGGAGCAGACGGCCGCUAUAGGAUUGUGCAUUGGGUGGCUGAUCAUCUUGGAUUUCGCGCGGCAAUUGUGUCUAAUGAGCCUGGUGUUGCCUCAAGCAACCCUACUGACGCGUCGUACAAUGGAGCCCCUCUUGUGUACUCACAAGAUACCCAGGAUGCCCCGCUACGUCUAUCUGGCAAUACGCUAUCUCAAUAUCAGACCACAGCAGCAGUGAGGGGAGUAAACGGGCCUGCCCCAGCCGUAUUUGCUACGCCAGCAAACGCCGAGUACGAGACUCAUUUCAUCUUUAACCGUUAAACCCCCUGACACAAACCGUAAAGACUCCAUCAGGUUCUGAUAAUCCGUCUCCGAAUCAACGACGAGCUGUUUUAUCGGUUUUUAUAUCAACGCUGGGGUCUAGAUACAACUAUUAACUUUCGGCAUAGAGGUGAUUAUUAUUGAGCCUCUUUUAGCAGUCGACACUAAGAGACACAGAGAGUUACCAGUCGCCCGUUGGACGUAAUAUCAAUUCAAAAAACGAAACAGUAGAAAUGUGGAAUCACUCGCAAAUUUAAUCAAAAGUGGGCUUUUCUUUUGUGUAAAAUUCCAUUUUUAUAUGCGUGAUUAUCAGCCUGAUUUGAAGAUGACGAGCAGCUGCCUGUACAUAUGACGUCAUAAAUAAGGUAAAUACUGUACAGCGGACUUCGAAAUUGAACGAAUCGAACAAUGUCUUCUGUGUACUUAACUUGAUCGUCAUAACUUAAAUGUCAUCUAUUUUGAUUACAGUAGACUACUUGUUCUUCAUCACAACAUUGCCAUACGGAACAAUAAAGAGAUUAUUUA